Zingiber officinale is the source of this 863-nucleotide messenger RNA. RefSeq names its product non-specific lipid transfer protein GPI-anchored 5-like. Lineage: Eukaryota; Viridiplantae; Streptophyta; Magnoliopsida; Zingiberales; Zingiberaceae. The coding region runs from base 137 to 721 and encodes 194 amino acids. Gene Ontology annotation, biological process: lipid transport. Gene Ontology annotation, molecular function: lipid binding. The transcript has 3 exons. The record is from RefSeq and is a predicted model, not a curated record.
UACGUGUUAGGCCAUCUAACCACGGUCUAAUCCCUCUCCAAAUAUCCUUUAUAAACCCUUCCAAACUCUACACAAUCUCUCAAUUAACCGUUAGCCGCUAAUUAACUCCACUAAUUGCACCAUAAAUAUAUCGACGAUGGCGGUGUCGAAGAGCAUUAAGUUGUUGCUGGGAUUGGGCCUUAUGGUGGGCUUUGUAUUGGACCGGGCGUCGGCCCAAUCGGGAUGCACGUCGGUGAUCAUCAGCAUGGCGCCGUGCCUGGGAUACAUCACCGGCAACGCCUCCACGCCCUCAUCCUCCUGCUGCUCGCAGCUCUCCUCGGUGCUGCAGUCGCGGCCGGAGUGCCUCUGCUCGAUGCUCAAUGGCGGCGCAGCCUCUUUGGGGAUUACCGUCAACCAGACCCGCGCCCUUGCCAUUCCCGCCGCCUGCAACGUCCAAACUCCACCGGUUUCCGCCUGCGACGCGGUGAACGGCGGCGCACCUUCAGCAGCACCGGCAAGUUCACCAUCGGCCGAGACGGAAAGCCCCUCACCGGCGAAUCCUUCCUCCGGCGCCACUACCACUCCAUCCAUCUCCAGCGCAGAGGGUGGAUCGAAGACGACGCCGGCGACUGGUGCCACUGCGGCGACCUCCGGCGGUGGUUCUUCCGACGGGUUCAUCAACAAUUUGCUGAUUUCUUCUUCUGCAGCAGUUGGGUUCAUGUUCUUGUUCGCCACCUUCUGAUUGAAUCCACAGCUAGAGAGUUUAAUAGAUGUAGUGAGGGACUUGGAGUGUUCUGAAAUAAUAUUUGCGUGGGUUUGUAUUUCGGCAUUUUGUAUUCGAUUUGAUUAUCUGGUAUUUGUGUUGAUUUUAUGAAAUGAUCUCA